AGGUUCUUGCCGCGCCCGCCUCCCCUGCUCGCCCCUCAGCAGAGCCCCUCGGCCGGCAGCAUGAGACGAGCCGAGGCCCCGCCGCCCUGCUCUGCCUCCCCCCCCCUGCUGCUACUGCUGCUACUGGGCGCCUCUGGUUUUUUCCAGUCCUAUGCAGUGGAAGUAGAUGUAAAGGAUGCCUCUAACGUUACGUGCUUGUAUGCACAAUGGAUGAUGAAAUUCUUGAUAAAAUAUGAAACAAACAUUAGUGAUUAUAAAAAUGCAAGUUUGGAUUUGCCAUCUACCGUGACACAUGAUGGAAGUGUCUGUGGCAAUGACACACAAGCUGCACUUCUGGCAGUACAGUUUGGAGACGGUCACUCUUGGAGUGUUAACUUUACAGAAACUAACGAAACUUACCAGGCUGACUUUAUCACGUUUACCUACAACACCAAUGAUAUUUCUGUAUUUCCUGAUGCUAAAAAAAAAGGACUGGUUACAAUUGUUGUAAAGGAUUCUAUGCAUCCAAUUCAACUAAAUAAUGUCUUCGUGUGUCAUCAUACUACCUCUUUUGAAGCAGAAAAUGUAACACAGUUUUUCUGGAAUAUUACUAUGCAGCCUUUUGUUCAGAAUGGCACAAUUGGUAAAAAAGAGACUAGAUGUCAUGCUGAUACACCCACUGCUGCACCUACUGUUGUGCCUACUGCUGCCAAUGUAACUACUGCAUCCACCACCACUUCAUCGCCUGCUCCAACCACCGCUCCCAAACCUGUUGAGAAUCCAGUCACAGGAAACUAUUCUCUUAAGUCAGGAAAUAAAACUUGUCUUCUGGCUACUGUGGGGCUGCAGCUGAAUGUUUCCCAAGACAAGCCUCUUCUGGUCAACAUCAAUCCGAAAACAACUAGUGUGGAUGGGACGUGUGGGAACACAUCAGCUACUCUGAAAUUGAACGAUGGAAACAGCACAUUAAUUGAUUUCACGUUCAUUGUUAAUGCAAGUGCAAGUGUACGAAAAUUUUAUCUGAAAGAGGUGAAUGUUACACUACUCAACCACCUGAAUGGUUCUGUCAUUUUAAAUGCAGAUAACAACAACUUCAGCAAGUGGGAUGCUUUCCUUGGUAAUUCCUACAUGUGCCGAAAAGAGCAAACUCUUGAGAUUAAUGAAGAACUUCAAGUACAUACUUUUAAUCUAUGGGUUCAACCAUUCCUUGUGAAGGAAAACAAGUUCGCAAUAGCUGAAGACUGCAGCCCAGAGGUGGACAACUUCAUGGUACCCAUAGCAGUAGGAGCAGCUUUGGGAGGAUUAGUUGUCCUAGUACUUAUGGCUUACUUUUUUGGCCACAAGAAACACUGUAAUGCUGGAUAUGAGCAAUUUUAAAAUGGGAAAGUGUAACUUUCUUGAAGCAAAUUAAUAAAACUGAACUCAAAAGACUCAGAACAGCAGCUUGCUUGCACAGUCAGGCAAAAUUAUAGGUUAAAACUAGCACCUGGCUAAGAACUGAUGUGGAAUUUAUUGUUAUGGUUUAUGUUUGACCUUUAUGAUGUGCAGAGAGUAUGUUCUAGUUUUUAAUCAACUGGUGAAUUAAUUUCAGUUCUUCUAAAAUACUACACUUCAAAUUUCAGAAUUGUGAAGACAUGCAGUGGUAUAAGAAUAAACGUUUUUGUUCUGGUCUGUGGAAACAGCAUUUAAUGUUUGUGCUUGUAUAUGUUGAAUAUUAAUGUAUAUAAUCUAUCAUACACUGCAGUUUGUUUUAAUUAGUAUUGACUGUGCCUUAUAUACAGUUUACUAAAUAUGAAAACUGUGCUUUAAGAUACCAAGAUUUCUGGUCUUUUAGCUUAAAGAUACCAUGGUAGUAGUCCUCGAGAAGUUUUUUCAGCUGCUGAAUGCUUCCUUUUAAAAAGUAAAAAUAAUAAACACUAUGGUGUUCUCUAUUGUAUAGCCUAUACCAAUAAAAAACAUUACAAAGUU
Molecule: messenger RNA, 1947 nt
Organism: Oxyura jamaicensis (ruddy duck)
Lineage: Eukaryota; Metazoa; Chordata; Aves; Anseriformes; Anatidae
Gene: LAMP2
Product: lysosomal associated membrane protein 2
Cellular component (GO): membrane
Source: RefSeq, a predicted model, not a curated record